Messenger RNA from Mya arenaria, 3455 nucleotides. RefSeq lists its product as uncharacterized. The transcript is spliced from 18 exons. The coding region runs from base 85 to 1938 and encodes 617 amino acids. The record is from RefSeq and is a predicted model, not a curated record. Lineage: Eukaryota; Metazoa; Mollusca; Bivalvia; Myida; Myidae.
AAAAGCGAUUCAUAUUAAAACUAUCAUCUGAUAAGUCGGGAUUAUAUUUGAUUUUGGCGAAAGUUUAAGGUACAAGGGGACGAAAUGCGUAUACUUAACUUGACGUUGAUCGUUUUCGGACUUCCUACGUUAAUUCAUGGAACUGCUGAACAAGACCUCAAGAAACUCGAGGAGGAUUUCUGGUCAUGGCGCAUGCGCAACAACCCUUCAACGUCUACGUUCCAGGGACUUGGCAAAUACGAUGAUCUUAUGGAAUCCUACAAUAUAACAACGUUCGAAACAAGACGAAUUGAUACCGAAGCUUUUCGAAAUCGACUUUUGCUUAUCUCACGAGUCGAUCUUGACCCUAGUGGCAAGGUAAACUAUGACAUCUUAAAUGACACCCUUGAAACAUUUCUGGAGGGAAACAAGUGGGCAGAGUAUGGAGCAUUAAGUCCCAUCAGUUUUCUGGGUGGAAUUCAGCUUUACUAUGGACCAUAUUUCUCCUAUGGGAGCUCUCGUGGUGAUUUCGAGAAUUACAUUGCCAGAUUGCGCGCCGUACAAACACAGGUAAAUGAAAUCAAGGAACUCGGGCGAAGAGCUAUUGCCUUGAACAGGACGUUGCAUAAUGUUUCAAUGGCAAAGGUCCCAGGUCAAAUUGAUCGACUUAUUUUUGAUCAUCCAGAGAAUUCCUCAUAUUUCCUGAUUUUUGGCGACGAAUUGUAUAACAACUCGAAUAUUCAAAAUCAAACUGAAAAAGAUGAAAUAAAAAGUCGAGGAAGUAAAGCAGUGGUAGCUUACAUGGAUGCAAUGACGGACCUGAAAACAUUCAUAACAGAUGAGUAUAUGCCCGCUGCUCGCUCGCAAUGGGGAGUGUAUGCUUGGGACUCCAGUAAUAACUACUACAGGGCAUGUCUCAAAUGGCAUCUCUCGUUUGAGAUGUCCCCUGAAGAUGUUCAUAAUCUUGGCAUUCAGGAAGUCGACAAAAUUACGACUGCUAUGCAUAAGAUCUUAGACAAGCAAGACUUCAAAGGGACAGUUUCUGAUUUUUUCAAGAGUCUGGAAAACGACACAAGAGCUUUUUCUGACAACCAGACCUACAUUUUGCAGUUUUACAAUGACACAGUCUUCAAGAGGAUAAAUCCUAAACUUGGCAAACUGUUUAAGGACAUCCCAGAUGUUCCUCUUGAAAUAAAAGCCUCUUCCUCCGACGGACUUGGUGGUGGCUACUCAUCGGCGUCCGAAACCUCUCCUGGUAGAUUCACCAUUAACCUCUUCCGACCAAAGGAAGUACCUUUGUUUGAGGCUAUGGCACUGUCCCUACAUGAGGCAAACCCGGGACACCACAUGCAACAUAGUUAUUCAAUGAAAGCAGAUUUACCGGACUUUCGACGAGACCCGAUGUUGUCUUUCUACAACAUUCCAAACUGGUUUCCAUAUUAUUCUUCAUAUCAAGAGGGCUGGGGUUUGUAUUCGGAAUAUCUUGGAGAAGAACUGGGACUGUAUGAAGAUGACUACGAGAUGAUGGGUAGGUACAGUUACGACAUUUUGCGAGCAUGUCGGCUUGUAGUGGAUACUGGCCUUCAUUACUACCGGUGGUCACGUGAGGAAGCAAUAACAUACCUGCAAAACUAUACUGCAAUGGCAUAUGGUAGCGCAGCCAAUGAAAUCGACCGUUACAUUACGUGGCCUGGCCAGGCAUGCGCUUACAAAGUUGGGGAAAUAAAGAUCCGAGAACUUCGGAAACAUGCAGAGGAUGAAUUAGGCUCAAGAUUUAACAUACAAGAGUUCCAUCUACAAGUACUGGAGAACGGCGCCAUGCCAAUGAGUGUAUUGGAAUCUCUUAUAAAACGCUGGAUACAGGACAUCAAGUCUGAAACAAGCGCAGGCGUAAUAAACACCAGCAAUUUGUUGACUUUGUCGGCAUUUUAUUUAUCUUAUAUCAUUUUGUUUAAAUAAGCGUCUCUCUGAAUAUGUUUAAAGGAAUUUUCUCCAUACGUAUGCGGACAGCUUUUAUAUGAAAUCCAUUGACAGAUAUAGUUUGAAUAACUUGAACAGUAAUCGUUUGAAAAUAAUGCUGAAUAGUGUAUUCAAUGUUUAUAUGAGGGCCUUAAUUUGAAAGGAUUUGAAUGUGAAAGUAUGUACUUCACAUAAUUCAGACCAUCGAGUAUAAAUUGUUUCUUUCGAAGGCGGAAAACAUAGAUUAAUACAUAUAAGCAACGUUAUAAUUUUAAUGUAUGUUUUUUUUCUAUUAAAAGCUACGUGGCCAAUAAUUCCCAAGCAACAACUCGGCCAUUUAUUGAAAGUUUCGGGUAGGCUUUAAAAUUACAAAAAUGUAAUGAGGCCAAGUACCAUAACGCUAAGUAGACCCAUUCGAUAGCGUUAACAAUGCACUGAAAUAAAUGAUUUUGAUUCGUGUCUUAAUUACGCUUUGAAGUAACUUACACUUGAACUUUCAGGACCGGUAAAUUGUCAAUUACUUAUCCUUCCUAAAGCAUGAAAUAUUUCCCUUGACUUUUGAAUACACAUACACUACGUCUUCAAUAAGAGCACCGCCAUGAUGAACUAUCUUAACGAUCCGUCAUAUCUGAUUGUUAAAUGGCCGCGAAUUGAUUCCCAACUUAAAAAGCGCCAAAAUAUCGCAUUGCAUGCUGGACGAUUUCCAGCGUAUCACAUGACCGUAAAAUUUAACAGCCUUUUCGCGGGUAUUUUGGCACAUCUUUUAAAUGUGGAAUCUGUGGCCACGUAGCUAUUUAUAGAAAAUCACAUUUAUAAAGAUUAUUUUUAUCAGUACACAAAUCAUGUUUUUCUUUUUUUCUUUUUAUCAUUAAAGUCAAAUGAGUACAACAUAGAACUGCAUUAUACACGAUACGUUUCUUCUGUGCAUCACUCAAUGGUUUCAGUCUUCAGAGUAUUUACAUUGUGUUAGUAUUCCAUACAACUGAUUAACACAAACGCUAGGCCCAUAUUCGAAGACAAUCAGGAAUACCGUCAAGAAAUUAAUGCCAAAGUUUGAACUUGAAUUAAUAUGAACAAAUUUUGGAACGAAUUUGUCGAACAAUGUUCAACCUUUACUGGAAUGAUAAACUCGCGUUGGGGUGCAAUAGAUUGCAUCACAUUCACCUCGCCAUCUUUGACGGCAAGUCAGACAAUGGUGCCACUUCAUUGUAGUUCAUCGCUUCAAAUAAGCCGAUCAGAGCAAACUAUUUCGCGUUCUGUCAUAUUUAUCUUUGCCUUUGUGACUGAAUAGCUUCAUAGAUUGGGCUAUUUACAAUACUUCAUGAUCUUCUCAGCAGAGUUUCACCGAUAAAAUUAAAAGCGGCACUUUGAAAAAUAAUCAUUUAAUUUGUAAUUCAUUAGCUAUUAAACACAUAUUAUAACCUAUAUUAUACUAUAUACCUAUUAUGUGUUGUUCCCAAUCCAAAAUUAUGUAGAACAAGGCCUAGGUGUAAAGAAGUAUGUUGUUGAUUAUUUAG